AUGGUAAGUCGUCCGUUUGGCACUUCUGCAGGGCUGUUGGCUCUGGCCGCCCUCAGUGUGGCGAGUCCUUUGAGCAACACGUACCUGCCACCCCAGCAGAACGCUCGCAGCAGCUACAACGCGGCUUCGGCAUCGGCUGCCGGCGGCACUUCGUUUGCCGCUUCGGCCCCAUCGGCCAAGUACUUACCACCCAGCAGCGGGGGAGGCCAGUAUGCUGGCCGCUCUCACGGUGGUUCCGGUGGUUUCGGUGGUAACAGAGGCUUCGGCGGCUCCGGUGGCUCCGGCGGCUUUGGUGGUGCUGUUGGCUUCGGCCAUGGCGGUGGCUCCAGUCAUGGAUCGGCGGCCUCCGCCUCCCACGCCAGUUACUCGGCACCUGUGGCUGCCCCUUCGCGCCAAUAUCUGGCACCAGCUGCUUCGUCGCAUGGCGGUGGCUAUGGCGGUGGUUUUGGCGGUGCCAGUGGCCGUGGAGGAAGGUAUGGCUCGGCAUCAGCUGCCUCAGCGCCAUCCCGACAAUAUCUAGCACCAGCUGCCUCCCAAGCCUCCUCCUACUCGGCGCCCGCACGUUCCAGCGGCUAUUCGUCAGCCCCAUCCUACUCCGCUGGGCGCAGCCAUGCUGCUUCGGCAAGCCGCAGCUAUGGUGGCUCAAGCGGUGGUGGUUACGGCAGCGGUGGUUAUGGC
This is a messenger RNA of Scaptodrosophila lebanonensis, 678 nucleotides long. RefSeq names its product putative lysozyme-like protein. The transcript is spliced from 2 exons. NCBI's taxonomy places the organism in Eukaryota, Metazoa, Arthropoda, Insecta, Diptera, Drosophilidae. The record is from RefSeq and is a predicted model, not a curated record. The annotation marks the transcript as partial.